AUUCGGCGGAGGGAUACGGAGCGAGCGUCCGUCAGGGAUGAAGGUGACGGUGGCGAUGGUGGUGAUGAUGACCACGAUGGCGGAGACGAUGGUGAUGGUGAUGACGGUGAUGAUGACGGUGGUGAUGAUGGUGGUGAUGGUGAUGCCCCGCGUUUCUCCGCUCGUCGCCACCUCCUCCUCCUCGUGUCGUCCCCGCCGCGGCAUCUUCUCUCCGCCGCCGCCGUGAGCUCCGAGUGGCGGUGGUGGUGACGACGUCAGUGGCACGAGUGGACACCACGGGCGGUGGUGGUGGUGGUUGUGGUGGUGCUGGUAGUUGAUGGGAGAGAGCGAACCAGCACAGGCACCAUCCACCCCGCGUCUCCCCCGAUUAAUGAACCCCGCACCCCCCACCCUGGCGUGGUCAUGAUUGCCGCUUUUGCUAUUGCGGUCACUGACGCGACAACAUCAUCAUCAUCACCACCAUCAUCACCAUCAUCAUCAGCAGCGGCAUUCACUCUUCUCAUCUACAGCAACACAACCGCAGCAGCAGCCGGCGACGAUAGCGGCGUUGACGGCGAGAAGGUACCACUCGUCGAAGAACCGCUGCUGCUGCUGCCCCCACACCUCCCCCACCUCCACCACCUCCUCCUACUCGGCGUGUCGCUCGUCGCCGCGAUGUGCACCUCGCUGUUCGCCAACCUCCUCCUCCUCGGCGUCUUCUACCGGCGGCCGGGCCUCCUCUUCCACAUCGCCAACCGGUUCGUCUUCAACCUCAUCGUGGCCGAUCUCCUGCAGACGACGGUGGCAAUGCCUCUCUCCCUCGCGCCGCUGCUCAGCGCGUCGCGCCCCGCAGCCUCCUACUGCCACGUGGCCGUGGCGUUGAGCCACCUGUUCGCAUUCGCCGGCGUCAACACGAUCGCGGUGGUCUCCGUCGACCGCUACCUCGCCAUCAUUCACCCGCUCUCCUACCCGACCAAGAUGACGCCGCGCCGUGCCGCCAACCUCAUCGCCUGCACCUGGGCAAUCGGAGCCUUGCAAGGCGGCCCCCCCUUGCUCGGCUGGGGGGCGGCCGGGCACGACCCGGCCACGGGUCUGUGCGCCCCCCUCUGGAGCGCGCACGCCUCGUACGCGGCCUACGUGAGCGUGGCCACAUUCUGGCUGCCCGUGUGCGUGAUGCUCUGCUGCUACGUGAUGGUGUUCCGCGCGGCACGGAGGCAGAACUUGCUGGUGCGUCCGCUGCGACGGGUGUGGAGCGGCGGCGUGGAUGCGGCAGCUGCCCGCGUCGUCUUCCUCAUCCUGGCCUCCAACGUGCUCUGCACGGCGCCCUACAGCGCGCUCGGCGCCGCGGCCACGCGCGCUCCGUGCUGGGUGCGCGCGUGCGCCGCGCUCCUGUUCUUCUCGCAGUGCUGCGUCCACCCCUACAUCUACGGCUACAUGCACCGCAGCAUUCGCCGCGAGAUUGUGCGGGCGCUCUGCGGGAUGCACGUGGCCGACGGCGGCGGGUGGCGGUGGCGGUGGCGGCGGCCUCGCCGCGGGAGGCGGCGGUGA
Molecule: messenger RNA, 1527 nt
Organism: Lethenteron reissneri (Far Eastern brook lamprey)
Lineage: Eukaryota; Metazoa; Chordata; Hyperoartia; Petromyzontiformes; Petromyzontidae
Product: probable G-protein coupled receptor 101
Biological process (GO): G protein-coupled receptor signaling pathway
Cellular component (GO): membrane
Molecular function (GO): G protein-coupled receptor activity
Source: RefSeq, a predicted model, not a curated record